AUGUCGCGUCAGCCAUGCGCAAGUAUCCGCCCGAAUCCUUCUCCAUUCACUGCUAAGGUACGUACCACCUCUAACCCCCUCGCCCUCUCUCCCCGUCGCCCUCUCACCUCCUCGCCCCUUCGCCCCCUGCGCCCGCAACCCCGCGUGAUUCUUGAGUCAACUCUGGCCGUUCACCCCUCCCUUAGAUCCCUUCCUCCCAACCGCAUUCAUGCAGAUGGCGACGUGUGCAGGAAUGACGUGGUGCUCUUCAAGCAGUGCCUCUUCAAAGGGCACAAGAGAACCUGUCCGGGGUGUCUUCAAGUGGCGGGGCGGGUGAUCAUCGAGAGUUACGGCGAAUUGAAGCAGCAGCACACCUUCACUGUGGAAGUGCUCUGGAGCUCGGGCUUGCAGCCUUUGCCGCCACUCAAGCAGCACAUGCUGAAGGGGAGAAAGCUGUACGGGUUUUCAACGCACCGCCAGCCUAGGAGCAACGAGGCGGAGAGGGUUGCUGUACUGGAAGAGAAGCACGCUAGAGGAGGCGCAGCUUGCACCGUUCGCAACGUGCGCAAGGAGAGGGUUCGGGUGGAGAGGCGAGCAGCUUCCUCAGUGGUUCCUCACUCUCUGUUCUCCCCUGCCCUUUUACAGCCUUGGCCCAACGAAGCGGAGAGAAUCGCAGUGCUGGCCGAAAAACACGCGAGGGGAGGCGCAGCUCGCAGUGUUCGCAGCGUGCGCAAGGAGAGGGUUCGGGUGGCGAGGCGCGCAGCAGCACGGAAGGCCGCAGGAGAGGUAGCUGUGGAAGAAAAGUGUCAUUCUCCUCAAUGGAUCCCCAUUCUCUGUUGUUCCCCCCCAUGCGUGCAGCCUUGGCCAAACGAGGCGGAGAGGGUGGCAGUCCUGGCUGAAAAACACGCGAGGGGAGGCGCAGCUCGCACCGUUCGCAACGUGCGCAAGGAGAGAGUUUGGGUGGAGAGGCGUGCAGCAGCACGGAAAGCAGCAGGCGAGGCAGCUGUGGAAGCUGCCGCGAAGGCGCUGCAAGGGUUGGUGAUAGGGGGGCUGGUAGGUGCAGGGCGUGGGAGCGAAGGGCGGGCAGUGGAGGCGCGUGAACGGGCAGUGGAACAUGCUGUGGGGAAAUCAGGUGGUGUUGAGAAUGAUGCAGCUGCACGGAGAGUGGAACGGGCAGCUGAAGAGGCGAGAGCAGCUGAAGCGGAGAGAGCAGCUGAAGCGGCGAGAGCAGCUGAAGAGGCGAGAGCAGCUGAAGAGGCGAGAGCAGCUGAAGAGGCGAGAGCAGCUGAAGAGGCGAGAGCAGCUGAAGAGGCGAGAGCAGCUGAAGAGGCGAGAGCAGCUGAAGCAGCAGCAGCAGCGAUGCAGCAACUGGCGAUACGAGGAGUAGUGGGUGGUGCAGCUGGGGUGACUAGGACCAAAGGUCGAGGCAACCAAGCAAGAAAAGGAAAAGGUCCAAGAAGUUUCCGUCAGACCAACAACGGGAAUGAGAGGGAGGAGUGGGAGAGGAGCCGAGAGCCUGCGACAACCAAAACGCCCUUGGGCAGUCAGCCAGUGAACGUGAGAGCAGUGAGAUGUGACUCAAGGGACAGGGAGAUACUGAAGCGGGAGAGGGCACGCGUGGGGAAUGAGAAGGGGCGGGGAGCUGAUGCAGUGGCGGGGAAUGGCAGUCGUGUGGAUUCAGGCGGGGGUGUGGAGCACCGUGGGGGUGCUGCUGUCCCGGGUAUUGCUGGCCGCUCUGCUGUGCCAGGCGCUGUGCUGGUUGCUGCGGCAACUGCCCUUGCUGCUGCUGCUGCUGCUGCUGCGCCUGCUGCUGCUGAUGGUGCUGCUGCUGGUGCUGCUGCUGUUGCUGUUGUCGCUGUUGUUGUUGCACCUGCUGCUGUUGCUGUUGCUGCUGCUGCUGCUGCUGCUGCUGCUGCUGCUGCUGCUGCUGCUGCUGCUGCUGCUGCUGCUGCUGCUGCUGCUGCUGCUGCUGCUGCUGCUGCUGCUGCUGCUGCUGCUGUUGCUGUUGCUGCAUGUGCUGUUGCUGUUGGUGCGGUUGCUGCUGCUGGGUGUCUUGUUGUCGUUGCUGAGAAUAACCCAUCGCUCUCCCUCUCCCUCCUCUCCCUCCCCUCGAUCCCCUCCCACCUCGCCCUCUCCCUCCCUCCCCGCCACCUUGCCCCUGGGGACACCUGA
Closterium sp. Naga37s-1 is the source of this 2151-nucleotide messenger RNA. NCBI's taxonomy places the organism in Eukaryota, Viridiplantae, Streptophyta, Zygnematophyceae, Desmidiales, Closteriaceae. The record is from the annotation of a GenBank genome assembly.